UCAGUAUUUUGUGGGUUAAAGAUUUUACAAAGUGUAUGGUUCGUUCUCUUUCUGAUAGAGAUUGUCUAAAAUUCAAUUAUCAUUAAUCAAUAGACUAAAUACAUUUAUUUCCGACUACUUUACACAACUGAUAGUUACUUUAUCUAAAAGCUAACAUACUAAUGGACGAAACAAGGACGUAUUUGAAAUCAGUUGUUAAAUAUCCAAAAUUGAACUAAGUCUAAUUCCAACAUUAAACUAAUUAAAGGAGCUAGUGCGUUAUAUCUCGUCAAUAUGCAAGCAGAGUAAAUUGAAUAUACAUUUAGACUGUACAAGUGUUGAGAAAAUGAAAAUCGGAGUAAAAAUAUUGCCUUUAAUCAUUUGUUUAGCGGAGUCAAAUUAUUUUAUUUGUGGACCAGAUGGAGUAUGUUUGUGUGACAAUUAUAAUCGGAUGGACUGUUCAAAUACAUACUUUUCAAUACGUGAAAUCUGUGAAUUUAUAGGCAACAUAGCUAAAUACAAUGUUUCAGUCUUACAUCUGGAGAGGAAUGGUUACAAAAGCAUUGAAUAUUUCGACUUGCAAGGUUGUGAUAAACUUCAUGAGUUAUUUCUUGGAGACAAUAAUAUCAGUUCUAUUGGAAAGGAUUCUUUCAUUAACUUUGAUCGUCUCAAAUUAAUUGACAUGAGCAAUAACACAUUGGCUAUAUAUGACGAAACAGUUCAACAUACGUUUAAAUUUCCGUUAUCAAUUAAGAUACUUAUGUUGAAUGGUAAUUUGAAUGUGAAUAUAAGUGGUCAAACAGCAUAUCCGGAUUUAUCAUAUCUAACUCACCUUGAAGUACUUAACAUGGAUGGAUUGAGAAACAAAGUGUUUCCGGUAACUUAUCGCAAAAUCAAGAAGUUACACACUGUGACACUGUCUGGAUUGAACGGAAACUGUAAUAUUUCUCAUCUUACAAAUGUUUCAUUGCAAAAUCUUCCUCACGUAAGAACUCUGAAUUUGUCUGCAUGCAAUAUAGAAAACAUACAUGCCGGAGCUUUUAAAAACCUCCCAGAUUUAGAAAUCUUAGAUUUAUCUCAGAACUUAAAUCUUGGAUUUCGCAUGUUGAGAAAUAUUUCAUACAGCUUGCAAUUUACUAAAAUCAAAAUUUUAAACGUCUCUAAAGUACAUAGUACCUUUGGUAUGGGAACACGGCUAAGAAAGCGAGACCUAUGCUACCUUUGGAACACAACACUGACUGAAAUUCUCUUGAACAGUAAUCGAAUUCAGUUAAUUGAAACAAAUGCCCUAAUAAUGAUUCCAGAAUCUUUGAACAUUCUGCAAGUAGAAGACAACAAGUUUACCUUUGGACCAUAUUUACUACAAUUGGGAUGCAUGUCUAAUUUGGAAGAAUUUUAUGGAAACUUUCAAAACACCGCACACAAUCCGAUUCUUUAUGAAAAGGAACCCACUGGAAACGUCAAUGAAUUAAUCAACGGCUAUUCCGACUGUCCGUUUAUGCAAAACAGUUUUUUGCAAAACAUAAGCACCCUGAAGGAAUACUGCCCCUUCUUUGAAAAUGACAAAAUCGACACAAAAAAAGAUUGGCCAAAAUUUCCAAAGAAGUUGAGAAGAGUGGAAUUUGCUCAGUGUGACAUGCAAUAUAGUCUAACAAGUUUUCCUAUUUUUCCACUACCAGUAUAUAUGGAAUAUAUGGACUUUUCGGGCAACAUUCUUCAUUCUUGGAUAGGACCUAUUGGCCCUUUCCCAAAUUUGAAAUAUCUGAACUUAUCUCGCAAUUAUUGUUCCCAUGUUGGAUUACAGUUCUUCGAUUUGAUUGGAAGUGUUGAAAAUCUUCAGCUUCAAGAAAAUUUUCUUGGACUAGUUCUUUCCGAUGAAAAUAAGGGACCCUUUAUUUUCAUAAAAAUGGUAAAUGUUAAAUGUUUGAAUUUAUCGUCAAAUAUCAUAUCGUACCUCCCACCAUCGAUAUUUUCAACAAUGUCCAAACUAGAGACCCUUGAUCUGAGUGUUAACAAUAUUGAAACUUGGACAAUUGAUGUGAAUACAUUAAACAAUCUAGUACAUCUGAAUUUAAAAUUCAAUUUUUUUCAAACGCUUCCUGCUGUACUAAGAAACAAACUGGAAUCUAAUAGCGAACGUCUUGGUAAGCAGUUUACAAUUGACCUCAGAAACAAUACAUUCACAGUAAGUUGUAACGGAAAAGAAUAUUUAAAAUGGAUGGUAAAACACGCACAUAAUAUGCUCCACUUCAAAGAUUACAUUUUUCACGAUAAAACGGGUGCGGCGCUUUCAGUCGAACAAUUUGUUAAAGAAGUUAGACACCUUGAUAACGAAUGUCGAUCGUAUACUCUUAUAAUAGUUUUUUGUUCUAUAGGAAUUUCUGUAUUUCUUGCAAUCGUUGUCGGUGGCUUUCUCUACAGGAAUAGGUGGAAGCUCAGAUAUCUCAUGAGGUUAACUAAAGUCAAACAUUUUGGAUAUACAAAACUACAUAAUGGCCUGAAUGAACCUGAACAUUUUAUGUAUGACGCGUUUAUAUCUUACGCAAAUGAAGAUUUACGUUUCAUUCUUGACAAGAUUAUUCCAAAACUAGAAGAACAUGAAAUGAAGUUGUGUAUACACGAUAGAGAUUUUUUACCUGGAAACAAUAUUGCCGACAACAUUCUAGAAGCUAUCAGAAAGAGUAGAAAGACUGUUGUUAUUCUAUCAAAAGAAUUUUUGAAAAGUAAAUGGUGCUUAUACGAGUUCAACAUGGCAAGAAUGGAAAGUAUUUACUCAAGAGAAGGAGAUAAUUGUCUUCUAGUUGUCAUGUUUGAAAACGUUCCGACCGGAAAUAUGUCAACCGAGAUGUUGCAAUGGAUUCAAUCCAAUACAUAUAUAGAAUAUACCACGGAAGAAGAAGGCAACCUUCUUUUUUGGGAGAAUCUCAAGGAUGCCUUAAGUGAAUGACUUUUGAAAAUAGCUUCAGUUCGUAGCUUCAUAGCUUUUUGUAGUUUAAAUAUAUCGUCCCCUUAAUGCAAAAAGGUACCAAGUGCCUUCUUUAUUCAUAUGCUCAUGGUACCUUUUUGCAUUAAGGGGACGAAUUAUUUACUUCGUAAGUUAUUGUUUAAGGAAUAGGUCUGCAUUGUGUUUAUAGACCUGUGAGGGAUUUGUGAACCGAGCGGGCGUAACGAGCGAGGUUUUUAAAUCUACUCACAGGUCUAUAAACACUAUGCAGACCUAUUCCGAGAAUGAUAGCUGACUUACCUACAUGCUUCUUUGUUGAUUAAUGUAUGAUUAAAAACAAAUGAUUAGAAGAAGGGUCAAGACAAUAUGUGCUACAAUUUAUACUAUUAACAUAACAAAAUGCCCAACUUGCUACGCACCUGUAAAUAUAUUUGUCAGCAAUUAGGACAUGACAUUUUGUAUUGCAUGAAAAAUCCGUGCACAUUUGGGAAAUAUUGGGAAGAUUAUAGUCUCUUUCUGAGAUCAUCGAUGUGUGUCUAGUCAAUUAGUCAUUUGAUGCGGAUGGUAUUUUAUAAGUUUUUUUUUUACAUAGUUAUUUUAAGAAACUAAGUUCAUUCAGUUAUAUACAUUGCCGUAUAAAGUAUUGAUAUAGAUUUAUCAUUACAUUAUCACAAGAAAUGCGUAUCAUCCGUAUCACGUUAGCCAUUAAAUGAUGCGUGCCCGUUACGUUACCCACAAAUAGCGUAAUUGGGUUCUCCUGGAUAUUUUUGGUGAAAUAAUCUUAACAAGCUAGGCAUUUCUCCCAAGAGUAUAUCUUCUCGAUCGGUGUGAAUAAUAUACACCAAUCAGUGUAACGCGAACAACAUAGGAAUAAUAGAAAACACUCAAGUUUUGAAUACUUUUUAUUAAGAAAGUGCUAAUACUCAUACCACCAUGACAACUUUGUAAGAUACAUGUAUAAAAGUUCAGCUUAUUUUCUAAAGGAAAACAGGUAAAAUUAUACACAGGCAUGUUCGUAUUGUUGAUAUAUAGGUAAAUUAAAUAAAAAAUAUGAACUAUAUAAAAUAUUAAUGUUAGUACUUUUCUAGAGAUACUGAAAUUUUGUGGGGUUUUUUCUGUUGUUCUUGUAUUUCCCCAAUGAAGGCAAAUUAAUCCGACCCUAAAAAACGCGCGUCAAGAAGUCACAACGAAAUGUGCUAAAAAAAAAGCUGCGCGCACAAGAUCAAGAAGAUUUAAAAACCUUCUGUCUUCUUGAUAAUGAAAGUUAUGAGUACUACUAAUUAAGAGGUUUGUAGCUCGAGGCCUCUGUUUUCAGUGAUAUGGUAACGGUUUGAAUAAACAUUAUUUCGUUUAAAGUCGUUCUGGUCCUCCACAUCUGAUUAACGUGAAUAAGUUGUCAGUUACUUGCGGAUGUAUAGUCAGUACAAGUAUAGAAUCCCGGAAACUGACAGUUUUAGACAUAAAAAUGUCAACUUUUAAGUUUGAUAUGAAUUAACGAACAUUUUUCAGAAACGAAAAAUGUACUUUGACCAGUUUUCCACCAAUUACUAAUACCUAAAAAUUGCCUUUGAAUAUGUUUUAACCGUCAAUCUUAUUUCAGACACGCCCGAAUAUUUAAAUGGGUCAUUUUCUAAAAUGCAACUUCGUUAUUUAUGUUCCAUGUUAAUUGUGCAGAAAAAUCGUCACAAUUUUCAUUAGCAGAUUAAUAAUUAACUUGGAGGAAAUUUAUGGUGUUUGUAUUUUUUUGCAAUUAUAUCAUUGUUAUUACUUUUCUUUGUAAAAUAAAAUGUCCUGUUUCAUGAAGCAUUCUCCGCUUAGACGGAAGUUUAUGCCCGUAUUAACUUUCAGACAAAUAUCAAUACCUGUUUAGAAUUGAAUGUUAAAACUUUACAGCAAAGUCAUGUUUAGAUCAAUUUUCAAGAUAUGUAAAACUGGUCGGAAAUUUUUCACUUAAAACCGUUAAAAACGGACUUUUUUGAAACAAGUAAUACUGUUAUUUACGGAGUCUAUCACGCGUGCGCCGUAAAUGACAUGCACGGACAGCUCAUGCUUCUACUGCAUUGUUACGGUCGCUUACGCAUAACCUUAAUCUCUGACAACUGCUUAAGUGUAUCGACAGUUUGGCUCAGUGGUUAGAGCAUUGGAUUAGCAUCCGGGCGACUCGGGUUCGUUUCCGCUGCAGGCACUUGAGAUUUAUCGUCGUAAUUUUCGUGUAAACAGUAGAAGUACAAGAGGUCUGGUAAUUGUUAAAGACCUCUAUAAGGUGUUUAUAGACCUUAUCGAAACAAAGAAGCCUGUAGGUAACAUUUAUGCAUGGUGAUUAACAAAUAAACGUAUAAUAGGAAAAUGAUUGGUACAUUAAAAUUAAUUAGAAAUAGUUCCUGUGCUUGCAGAUAAAUUAUAUACAAUGGUGGCAAGUGUUGAGUAAAUAUGUUAUAUUUAAAUAUGCUGUUUUAUAUUAAAUGCUUCUGAAUGUAAACCAUACUCCUUUUGUUGUUUAAAGAUUAAGUAUUUGCCUUACAGAUACAACCAAUCGAGAAUUUUUACAAUCCCGCUCUAGCUAAUUUAUUUGCACUUUGUAUGUACUAUGUAGUCAUAUUCAUUAUACUUUUGAGACUGGUUUUUAUUCUUUAUCUAUUUUAUGUACCCAAUCGUGAACGUUUAUUUGCAACACGUGACCGUACAAUAUAUUACCGUAUUGGGCGCACGUGCGUACAAAAAAAAAAAACGAUUGUAUUUUUCCGUAUUUGGACAUUUCAACUGUCCCAUGUUAAACCUACGAUAAAGCCCGAAACGCGUGAAAAUGUUCCAAAUGUAAAUCGGGUGAAGUAUACGCUCUAUGUACAGAGUUUGAUUAUGCGUCUUGAAAAAUACAAUAUUCAGUGAAUCAUUUUUAAUUUAAACUAAAAUAAAACAGAUAUAGAAUAAAAAGGUUAUUUAACAUUGUACUGUACAAUACGAGAUAUAUUUGCACUCGUACCCAGCUGGGAAAACCAUAUUGGACGAGCCGCUAUGGUUUUCUCAGCUCGGUACUCGUCCACAUAUUAUGAGGCUAUUACAAUACUGAAUUCUAUUGGACGAGUUCACCGCAGGAAUAAUCCAAAUAUGGGUUAUUACUGCUGUGCACAAGUCCAACUGAAUUCAGUAUUGUACUAAACACUGUUAAAUUACCUCUUUAUUUCACACCUCAAAAAGAUAGAUGUAGAAAGAAAACUUCAUACAUUUUAACUCGCAAACAAACAAAAAAACACAUUGAUUUAAAAUACGUUCUUCUCUGAUAACACAUAAAUUCUAGAUAUACAUUUAGAUCUACUCGUGGUGCAAUAAAGUUUCGAAAACAACUUUUCGUGAAAUUUUGAACCGAAACCAUGAUAAUUGGAUGGGAAACGUUCUAACUAAGAAAUUGAGUGCUUACACUAACAUGUUUCGUUCUUAUCGAUUUUUUCAAAAAGUAUUUACUGCUGUCGCUAUAUACAAGGGAAGUAAUUCCAAAACUCCUUAUAAGGAAUCGGAAGAGUUGUCCCGUCCAAUAUGAAAAAGAUAUGGAUUUUUGGGACUGGAGUCCAAUAUGAAAAAAAAAUAUGGAGUUUGUGGAUUGUAGAUUUCCGUUUUGUACAGAACAAUGUUAAAUAAUCUAAUAAUACUGCACGGUUUAGACAUGCCUUAAUUGUUUAUUGGGUCAUUCUUAUGAUAAUGAGAUGCUAUUUUUUACUUUAGAUUAAUUUUCAAGCAGUUUAAAAGUUUUAAUAAAAGGCGUAAAUGUUUUAGUAAAAAUCUUUCAUUUAUCAUGUAAAAUGCCUCAAAAUACCUCGAAAUAAUACGAUGUACAAAUCUAUAAAUAAUGACAGCUAAGACUGAUAAAUCAUCACCAAUCAAUACAUGUCUGAUUGUUGCGAUUUUUAUUUGUAACGUCUUUGUUCAAUUGCUACAAGCGAACAUGUGAAUACAAAAGCUGAAAUAAACAGAACUCUACAGCAUAUUCA
Molecule: messenger RNA, 6906 nt
Organism: Mercenaria mercenaria
Lineage: Eukaryota; Metazoa; Mollusca; Bivalvia; Venerida; Veneridae
Product: toll-like receptor 4
Exons: 1
Coding region: 326-2926 (866 amino acids)
Biological process (GO): immune response; toll-like receptor signaling pathway; inflammatory response
Cellular component (GO): membrane
Molecular function (GO): protein binding; transmembrane signaling receptor activity
Source: RefSeq, a predicted model, not a curated record